UUCAAAAGAUGCUUAGGUUUAGCUAAUGGGAUUAGUAUUGCUGGUGUUAGUAUCGGGCAAAUGGUAUUCCCUUCACUGAUUACUCAUUUAAAUACAACGUAUAGUGUUAGAGGGGGUGGAGUGAUUAUGGCUGCAAUCUGUUUACAUCUAUUGAUUACAGCUGUAAUAAUGCCCCGUUAUAUCAUUGAUCCAGAUGCACCGAAUGUAUUCACAGAAAAAAAUGAUGUGGGCAUAUCGAAAAAGAAAUAAUCUAAAUCGAGAGAAGGCAAACAAUUGAUGUAAUAUACAUCCAGCCCACGGAACUAAACACCAUGACAAUUGCAAAACUGUGUAUAUUCC
Schistosoma turkestanicum is the source of this 339-nucleotide messenger RNA. The record is from the annotation of a GenBank genome assembly. NCBI's taxonomy places the organism in Eukaryota, Metazoa, Platyhelminthes, Trematoda, Strigeidida, Schistosomatidae.